GCGAGUGGACACACAACAAAGUAAUUUUAGGAAAAUUUCCGUUGUUGUGCACCUUCGUGCGUACUUGAUUUUACGAUUUUUUGUAAACAACUGCAAAGGAAAAAUAGUAGAGACGUCGAUCCAGCUGUUAUGGUGCAGUAACCAUGUGAAAUUCGAGUGGGAAUAGACAAAAUUGUCCCUUGAAGUCGGAUGAUGUUCAGCAGCGAAUCUCCAACGCCAUCUUGGAACCCUACCCCCACGUCUGUAGGCAGUGCAAAAGUGGGGACCUUUGCGAGACCAUUGCAAGACGUUUCAGGUACUUCGGCUUCUGAAAAAAACGUAGCCCUGGAUCCGAGAAAGCAAGAGUUGCUGGAAGCAAGAUUUUUGGGGUCCCGGACGGUGUCGUUCGGACAGAACCAAGACUCGAACAUGAGUGCUGCCAGCAACGUCUCUUCGAAUGGUGAUGAUAAGACUGAUAGCAACCAGCAGCUAACGCCGGAUAAGAUGAAGUCCCCAACGAGCGUGGAGAGAAAACGCAAGAGAAAGAAUGCGGAUCGUGAGAUCUCUGCAGAUGGACAGCAACCACCAAAAGGUUCCCAGACUGCCAAGAAAAUUAAUGAAUAUUUCAACUACAAGAGUGGACAUAGUCCUAGUCACAGUGGCGGCCCCUAUAAUCAGCAGAGCAAGAGCCAAUCACCUCAAAACUUCCCUCCAGGCUCACACCUACAGCCUCAGUCUCCUCAGCAGGACUUUUCAGGACUGUUGGCGCAAGGGACCACUCAAAAGGGCAGUCUUCGAAAGAAGGAUCACAUGCAGCCACAGUCACCACUCCAGCAGCAGUUUGCCAGCUUUCCUCAGCUGUCUGUUAGCAACAACAUGCAGUCAUCCAACUCCAAUCACGAUUAUGCGUCGAUGGGGGGGAUACCAAGCCACCUACACACGCGGACUGCACAUAAACAGAUACAGACGGACAUGACAAUGCGAAGUUUGGUAGAUCUGGAGGCUCAGUCGUCUACAGAGCUACAGCAACGCGACACGAAGAUCGAGGAGAUGAUGAGGUCGAACGACGAAUUGAAGAGGCAACUGACAGCUCAGCAGAAACUGGUCGAACGGCAGAAGGAGUCUCUAAAUAAGUGUGUCGACAUGAACAAGACUCUGCUAAUAGAAAAGGUGAAAAUGGAGAAGCAGGCAGCACGGCAGAAGUGCAUGGCUAACAGGCUACGUCUAGGACAGUUUGUCACGCAGCGGCAGGGAGCAACGUUUGUCGAAAACUGGGUUGACGGAUAUUCCUUUACAGAAAUAAUUAAACAACAGGAGUCGAUAGCUCAGCAUCGAGAGGACAUAGAGAAGAUGAGGAAGCAGCUCGUUAAGCGAAGGCAGGCCAGCGACGCCGUCUCCUCCGUCAAGCAGCCAAAGACGACCAAGAAGAUAAACGGGCCGGCAGGCAACGAGGAAUUCAUCGUGCCUCAGUCACUCAGCCUCAAGGAAUGCAUGACAGGGUCGGAUUUAUACGAGCAGGACGAGAUCCUUAAACUACGGGCAGCAACACUAAAGAAAGAAGACAUGGAGUUGCAGAUGGAGAUGGAGAAGCUGGAGAGAGAACGAAACUUGCACAUCAGGGAACUCAAACGUAUCCAUAACGAGGACCAGUCUAGAUUCAAUGAUAACCAAGUCCUACACGAUCGAUAUCUGCUUUUAACACUCUUAGGGAAAGGUGGAUUCUCAGAAGUGCAUAAAGCGUUUGAUCUAAGGGAGCAGCGAUACGUGGCUUGUAAAAUACAUCAACUGAAUAAAGACUGGAAAGAUGACAAGAAGGCAAAUUAUAUCAAGCAUGCGUUGAGAGAGUACAACAUUCACAAGUCGCUGCAUCAUGCGAGGAUUGUCCAGCUUCACGACGUGUUUGAGAUUGAUCAGAACUCUUUUUGUACGGUUCUGGAAUACUGUGAUGGAAACGACCUUGACUUCUACCUGAAACAGCACAAGCAGAUCCCGGAGAAGGAGGCUCGCUCAAUUAUUAUGCAGUGCGUGAGCGCGCUCAAGUACUUGAACGAGAUUAAGCCACCGAUUAUUCACUACGACCUCAAACCCGGUAACAUUUUGCUCGGAGCUGGUGCGUUAGCAGGCGAGGUCAAGAUCACGGACUUUGGUCUGAGUAAAAUAAUGGAUCCAGAGAACUACGACUCCGAGUCAGGCAUGGACCUCACAUCUCAGGGCGCAGGCACUUACUGGUAUUUACCUCCAGAGUGCUUUGUUGUGGGCAAAGAACCACCAAAGAUAUCCAAUAAGGUAGACGUGUGGAGUAUAGGAGUCAUAUUCUACCAGUGUCUGUAUGGUAAAAAGCCGUUUGGUCACAACCAGUCGCAGGCUACGAUACUGGAGGAAAACACGAUCCUUAAGGCAACACAGGUGGAAUUUCCUGCCAAGCCACCUGUCAGUUCUGAAGCUAAGAACUUUAUCCGGAAGUGCCUGGCCUACCGCAAGGAGGAGCGUACGGACGUGUUAGACAUGGCCGUCGACACGUACAUCAGGCCUCCGCGGCGCGGCGCCGACAAGAGCGGGGAUCGAGCGGUCAGCAGCAGGACGGCGUCACCUUUGCCGUGCCGUCCAGCGCCGCCAGCAUGACGAGCGUAGGUCGUGGCCCGGCCGGCGCUCUAUAGUGAUCGGGGCGCCCCCUGGCGUUGUCUCGCGCGCGCACGCCGGGGGACCCCAUCGUCGCGUUUGUACAUAAAUUUGUGAUUAUUAUUAUUGCGCAUGUGCUGUGUAAGCACCUGUGUAAGCACCUGUGUAAGGCGCUGUGUAAGGUGCUGUGUAAGCACCUGGCCGUUUCAUUCGAGAAUUCAAACUGUGAGUGUGGCACUGCUGUAGGAGUGGUUAAACUGCUAGGGUGGGGAGCGGGAGGGGUAGCGGGAGGGAGUGAGGGGAGCUCGUCUCUGUCUCGGGUAAACCAAGACCAUGUGUAUUAUAGUCAAGUGAAAUGGCCACUGGUUGUAAAGUGGUUGUUUUGGUAAUGCUUUGCAUCGAAGCAUUUCUGUUUAUAACAGAGACUGGCGCUAGUAUUGCUGGUUUUGUUUCAUGGAACUAUCUAUCAAUAGAAUUACCUUUCAACAAUUACAAUAUAAUAACGGUUAACCACGCUAAACGUUCUUAUCGAGAAACUUGUCAAGCCGAUGCAGGCAGUGGGAUUCUACACAGUAUUGCCGGUUGUUAUUAGAUAGCACUUUUUGUCCGGUAUUACAGAAAAGUUACAGUUAACGUGCAGGUGACAGGGAAUGAAUCGUUAAUCGUAUGAUUUCCUCAGGCUACAACUGAAAGAGAUGUUAACGUGCACUGCAACUCUUCGAGACAAAUUGUGGCGGAAAUUGCCCCUAUUUCUACUCCAUUGUGUCACGAAUACUGUGCGCGCUGAGUGUGGAGGGGGGGCUCAGGAACAAAACUCAUCGACAAGCAUGACAAAGUUUUCUUCGGCUGCUAUAACAUUGGUUUUCUACUGAAGAAAGGUCAUCCUUAAUAGAGACAGCAAAAUGGCCCUAAAUGCAAACGAUAUAACGGAGCAUGGGUCACACGUUUUACCUUUUAUGGUGGUUGCGGUGACUGAUCCAACUGCUGCACGGCCUCUAUGAUGCUUCUAAAGGAUCCAUGUCAGCAAGUUAACGGAAGUUCUCCACGGGAAGUUUGUUUAAUCGCUACUUCUCGUUUGUUGUGAAUUAAGAGUGUCGCACGCCUGCCCCAUCGUGAAACCUGCGUCGCAAUGAAGCCAUGUUCCAUCUGUUCUGCUUGCCAGUUUAUCCAGAGCUUGAUGUCGAGGGCCGCAUGUGUGAUAGUUUGUGGACAAUGAAGUUGAUGAGAAGGUGUGUGCAACAGUGCGUGUGAGAGAAUGAGGCACGCAUCAUGAUGAGUGUAUGUCUGUAGAACGAUCGUAGUAAGGCGGUGUUGCACUGUUCGAUUGCACGUACUUGGUUCACUAUGAAAGAGGCGAAUUGUACACAUAAUCUCUUGCAAGCUUGUAACUUGCAAUGCUCACAGGCAGAGUGUUUCAUUUCUUCACACCUUCUAUGUAUGGCAUA
Molecule: messenger RNA, 4043 nt
Organism: Priapulus caudatus
Lineage: Eukaryota; Metazoa; Priapulida; Priapulimorpha; Priapulimorphida; Priapulidae
Product: serine/threonine-protein kinase tousled-like 2
Biological process (GO): intracellular signal transduction; peptidyl-serine phosphorylation; chromosome segregation
Cellular component (GO): nucleus
Molecular function (GO): protein serine/threonine kinase activity; ATP binding
Source: RefSeq, a predicted model, not a curated record